GUGCACCUAUACGCGCACCCGAUAGCCAAGUAAACGCUCUUGGUGCGCGUAUGUGAGAAAGAAAGAGACGCAGAGCGCGCGCUCGCGUACGUGUGCAUGGCUGUGUAUUAUUUUUCGGCUUUUUUGAAAUAAGGAUACCCGAGCGAAACUGGACGUACGCAGGACAAUGAUGCAAGAGGAGGUCAUAUCCAAGGCGGAGGAGGUCGCGGACCAGGUAAUUAGAAAUGGAAAGCAAGUACUUCCAACGUUGGCUCGUCUCUGCCUCAUCGCUACAUUCUUGGAGGAUGGCCUACGAAUGUGGUUCCAUUGGAACGAGCAACGAGAGUAUAUGGACAUGUCAUGGGGAUGUGGAAAGUUCUUGGCGACGAUGUUCGUUCUUAUAAAUUUGAUAGGCCAACUUGGCGGCUGUGUGGCCGUAAUAGGAAGGUGGAGAGUCAGCAUCGCUUGUGGAGUACUUUUCUUCAUUGUGAUUCUACAAACGUUUGCUUACAGCAUUCUGUGGGAUUUGCAAUUUUUGUUCCGAAAUUUAGCUCUCAUCGGUGCCCUUUUAUUAGUACUGGCCGAGUCUAAAGCGGAAGGAAGGUCUUUAUUCGCCGGUGUACCUUCGCUCGGCGAUAAUAAGCCAAAAAAUCUAUUGCAACUAGCCGGAAGAGUACUUUUAGCAUUUAUGUUUAUAACUCUGAUCAGAUUUGAAUGGUCGUUCUUUCAAAUUAUUCAAGACGUUCUUGGAGGAACAUUGAUGGUUUUGGUGACUAUAGGAUACAAGACCAAAUUAAGUUCUUUACUGUUGGUAGUCAUUUUAACAGCCCUCAACUUCUACCAUAACGCAUGGUGGACUAUCCCGCACUACAAGCCUCUCAGAGAUUUUCUUAAAUAUGAUUUCUUCCAAACUCUUUCCGUAAUCGGUGGAUUACUGAUGAUUGUAUCGCUCGGACCAGGUGGUGUCUCAAUGGACGAACAUAAGAAAAAGUGGUAGAAUUAACAUGCUUAUGGAAAUUAGCAAAUUUUCAUUCCUCCGCUUUUUACGAGCUCAACUGUCCAUCAAACUGUUUGAAAUGAUAAAAUAUGAGAAAAAGUGUGCAAAACAAAAGGUAAAUGUCUUCUAUAACGGAGGUUCAAGUUGUCCAAGGGAAUUGCUCUUCUUAUUUACUAUGAUCCAAGGCACUUUGUAAAGUUUGAAGUUAUAUCAUCCGGAGACUACGAUAAGAUGCCUUAAAACAUUAAGAAGAACAACAGACAAAGACUAAUUUAUAAUAUAAUACAAAUAAUAGCUUGUACAUAUAGAACAUUUGUCAUAAACAGUGAAUUCUUUUGGCGCAUUUAAAAUUUUUAUUCCUUGUUUUUGAGCUAUCGAUCAUUUUAAGAUCAUUGCUCAUUUUAUGAAUGUUGUAGGAGAUAUUUUAUUUUGAACUAAAAAUCUUCCAUUAAAUGGUAAUACAUUGCUGCACUAAUGUAUUAUUUUUGUUAUGUUUGUAUGCUACGUAUCCUGCUGACUAAAAGUCGAUUUUCGAGUCGUUGUAAAUAAAUUUUCAAUCUCUUCAGACAGGAUCUUAUUAACACGUGCAGCUUGGUGAACGGUCCUAUAUUACUUCUAAUAAGAAUAAUUUUCUAAAAAUAAACCUUGACUAAAAUAGUUUGCAUAUACAUACAGUCGAUUGCCUGCUCCCCAUAAGUGACAAGUUUUCAAAAUUAUGAAAAUUAAAAUUUGUUAAAGAAUGCUAAGUAAAUACUUGAUGAAGCAACGAUUACGUUAGAUGGGAAUAAAUUUAAUUUCAUUGUUCAUAAAGCAGCAACGAUUUUCAAAACAUAAACCUUUAGCUAAUGCAUUCACAAUCGCUGCGAUCAUUGUUUCAAAGGAAAAAAGAAAAAAAAAGUAAA
This is a messenger RNA of Ceratosolen solmsi marchali, 1878 nucleotides long. It is a transcript of the gene Surf4, whose product is annotated as Surfeit locus protein 4. Gene Ontology annotation, biological process: Golgi organization. The record is from RefSeq and is a predicted model, not a curated record. The coding region runs from base 167 to 976 and encodes 269 amino acids. NCBI's taxonomy places the organism in Eukaryota, Metazoa, Arthropoda, Insecta, Hymenoptera, Agaonidae. Gene Ontology annotation, cellular component: endoplasmic reticulum; endoplasmic reticulum-Golgi intermediate compartment; membrane. The transcript is spliced from 3 exons.